GUGUGAGGAGGAGCAGCAGCCCGCAGCCGCGGAGGAGCCGCAGAAGCUGCGAGAGCGGGAACCGAAACCACACCCACGUCGCCGCUCCUGUCCUCUGUCGCCCUCUCGGCGUCCCACCCGAGGCCGCGUUCCGGAGGACAGCGGCCGCUCACUCCCCGAGCAUCCUCCCCGCCGAGCGGGUGCUGACAGAGCAGGCGGCAUGAUGCGCCUGCGGGGCUCGGCGGUGCUGCGCGACCUGCUCCUGCGGCCUCCCGCCGCCUCCUGCGCGGCUCUGAGGCGGGCGCAGCCCCUCGCCACACAGUGCCGGCGUCCCCGAGGCGGGGAACAGGGGACCGCCGGCCCAGCGGCCGCCGCGCGUCUCCACCCGUGGUGGGGCGGGGGCGGCCGGCCGGCGGGGCCCCUCGCGCGGGGACUGUCUAGCUCCCCUUCGGAGAUCCUGCAGGAGCUGGGCAAGGGGGGCCCGCAGCCGCCGCAGCAGCAGCAGCAGCCCGGGGCGGCCCCGCCCGCGGCCCCGUCGGCUCCCGGCCCCAAGGACGGCCCCGGGGAGACGGACGCGUUCGGCAACAGUGAGGGCAAGGAGCUGGUGGCCUCGGGCGAAAAUAAAAUAAAACAGGGUCUGUUACCUAGCUUGGAAGAUUUGCUGUUCUAUACAAUUGCAGAAGGACAAGAGAAAAUACCUGUUCAUAAAUUUAUUACAGCACUCAAAUCUACAGGAUUGCGAACGUCUGAUCCCAGGUUGAAAGAGUGUAUGGAUAUGUUAAGAUUAACUCUUCAAACAACAUCAGAUGGUGUCAUGCUAGACAAAGAUCUUUUUAAAAAAUGUGUUCAGAGCAACAUCGUUUUGUUGACACAAGCCUUUAGAAGAAAGUUUGUCAUUCCUGACUUUAUGUCUUUUACCUCUCACAUUGAUGAGUUAUUUGAAAGUGCUAAAAAGCAGUCUGGAGGAAAGGUUGCAGAUUAUAUUCCUCAGCUAGCCAAGUUCAGUCCUGAUUUGUGGGGUGUGUCUGUGUGUACAGUAGAUGGACAGAGGCAUUCUAUUGGAGAUACCAAAGUUCCGUUUUGUCUUCAGUCAUGUGUAAAACCUUUGAAAUAUGCCAUUGCUGUUAAUGAUCUUGGAACAGAAUAUGUUCAUCGAUAUGUUGGGAAAGAGCCAAGUGGAUUAAGAUUCAACAAACUGUUUUUAAAUGAAGAUGAUAAGCCACACAAUCCUAUGGUAAAUGCUGGUGCAAUUGUUGUGACUUCAUUAAUAAAGCAAGGAGUGAAUAAUGCUGAAAAAUUUGACUAUGUGAUGCAGUUUUUGAAUAAGAUGGCUGGCAAUGAAUAUGUUGGAUUCAGUAAUGCAACGUUUCAGUCUGAAAGAGAAAGUGGAGAUCGAAACUUUGCAAUAGGAUAUUACUUAAAAGAAAAAAAGUGUUUCCCAGAAGGCACAGACAUGGUUGGUAUAUUAGACUUCUAUUUCCAGUUAUGCUCCAUUGAAGUAACUUGUGAAUCAGCCAGUGUGAUGGCUGCAACGCUGGCUAACGGAGGUUUCUGUCCAAUUACUGGGGAGAGAGUACUGAGCCCUGAAGCAGUUCGGAACACACUGAGUUUGAUGCACUCCUGUGGCAUGUAUGAUUUCUCAGGGCAGUUUGCUUUCCAUGUUGGUCUUCCUGCAAAAUCCGGAGUUGCUGGGGGCAUUCUUUUAGUUGUGCCCAAUGUCAUGGGCAUGAUGUGCUGGUCUCCUCCUCUGGACAAGAUGGGCAACAGUGUUAAGGGAAUUCAUUUCUGUCAUGAUCUUGUUUCUCUCUGUAAUUUCCAUAACUAUGAUAAUCUGAGACACUUUGCAAAAAAACUUGAUCCUCGAAGAGAAGGCGGUGAUCAAAGGGUGAAGUCCGUGAUAAACCUCCUGUUUGCCGCCUACACUGGAGAUGUGUCUGCGCUCCGGAGAUUUGCUCUGUCAGCCAUGGACAUGGAGCAGCGAGACUAUGACUCCAGAACAGCCCUCCAUGUAGCCGCCGCCGAGGGUCAUGUUGAAGUUGUUAAAUUUUUGCUGGAAGCGUGCAAAGUCAACCCUUUCCCCAAGGACAGGUGGAAUAACACACCCAUGGAUGAAGCGCUGCACUUCGGACACCACGAUGUAUUUAAAAUCCUCCAGGAGUACCAGGUCCAGUACACGCCUCAAGGAGAGUCCGACAACGGAAAAGAAAACCAAACGGUCCAUAAGAAUCUUGAUGGAUUGUUGUAACGGUCUUAAGCCCCAAAUAGAAAUCACUUACCUAUUUAAUUGUGGAAAAUGAUUAUGAAGAACAUGUGUAUUUCUAUCUGGUAGUGAUGUAUAUUUUACGACAUUUGUCAUUUCAGUGUUACUGGAGUUUUCUUCAUUGUACACACAGGACAAAUCUGAUCUCUUUGGGAAAAAAUAGAAAUAAAACAAUCUCCCUCCAUAAUGUGAGCAAUAUUUACCUCGUGCAUUGUAUAAUUUGAUGUAAAAGAAGUAGUUACCGAUGCUAGCUUAACUGUGUGGUCUUCAUGAUUUUUGUGUGUUCUGUGAAUUUUCAAUUUGUAUGAUGAACUUAGGCAUUUAUAAAUUAAGUUCUGUUGUACAGUCUGUCCGGAUGGGUCAAGGCUGCCUUUAGGAGCAAAAAGAGUGUGAUUUUUCAGGACUUCAAAUGUAGAUUUAGUUUGAGUGUCUGAACAACUAUAUGCACUUAGGGUUAUGUGUUUUAAGUGUCUCCCAACACCCUAGCUUCCUGGCGUGACUCUUUAAAAAUUAAAAUAGUUAACGUGUUGUAGCACAGACCAAUUCUGAUUAGACUUUAUCAGGGAAUCUGUUUAAGAUAUGUUUGGUGACCAAAAUAUUUAUGCGAAUGUAGUUAUAUAAUACUUUUGGAAAAAAUUUCCUUUUUCUAUAUCCCCCUUCGUCUAGCCUCUCUUCCCAGAUGUUUAGCGAUUUGCCUCUUUGCUUUAGCUGGGAAUGUGGGUGCUGGCACUCUAUGCAGUUUUCAUGUUUUCCACCGUAAGUCAGAAAAGGUCUCACAUUAUCUGGCAUCUGAGCUACAAUUAUGCCAUUUGUCUACAGGUGAUGAACCAGAGACAAAUUACUAAGCUAAGUACAAAUUAGUCAAAUUCAUCAACCUAAAAAAGGAAGGGAUGAGCUACCACAGCUCUUUAAGAUACGUUUCAGUUUCCAGGAUAAAGAUGAGGAUAAAUUCAGAUCAACUCUCUAAGCUACCGAAGUUGUUAUGAUGGUAUGGGAACUGUUACAGUUAUCCUUUAUUUUUAAACCCAUAAUUAAAGGCAUCAAGAUAUUUGUUCUUUUGGGGGGACCCCCCAGAUCACUCCAGUUUUCUCCUGAUUCUCUGCUGUAUAAUUACUGUAUAAUUGGUGGCCGACUCUAGUAAGAAAAGGCCUCAUUUUAAAUGGAGACCCACUGUUGUCUUGGGGAGGCACGUACCUGUGCUUUAUCCUAUACCUCGGAGGUAAAGGGGUCUGCUAAUGGGGAUUUCUGAUAUAAAGCACACACACAGGCACAUACACAUACAAGUGGACCUUUUCAAAGCCCUAUUUAGUGAAAUGAACAAAAUCCUCCACUCCCCGAUGCUGUUGUAGCAAAUCCAGCGAGUUCCUUUUCCCCGUUCUAUCAGCACACCCUGCUGCUCCCAGCCUUUAUCAUGCCGAAGGGCCCUUUCCCCUCUAACACCCUCCAAAUGCUUCCAUUUUUGCUUCCAGUCAAAGUGAGAGGCUUCGGGCACUGCCCUUCUGUUACCUAGACAGCAGGAGCUCCCGGAGGAGCCGCGGACGGUCCCUCCCCCGAGCUGCAGCAGGCACGAAGCCGCGCGCCUGGCUGCUCCUGCAGGAAUGCGGAGGCGGAGGCGGGGGCGGGCAUCCAGCCCGGCCACUGUGUCCCCCCCCAUCUGCCACGCCGUGCAGACAGGGAGUGCUGGCGGACUGCUGCGGAGGGACGGCAUCGUCCCCACAGAUGUUAACGGGGUGGGAUGUUCUUUACUGAAAUGACUGCUAAGCAGCCGCCUGCUUUGUGGGAUGAAAAUGAAACACGACGACGAUUCCGCUGUGUGGCUUAAAGGUUACCAACAAUUUUGAGGCUUUAAUGAAAAGAGGUUCUAGCUAUUGUUUGGGAACAGAGUUUUCAUCAUUUUUCAGGUCAAAAGUACCUUGUAAAAUCUUUGUGGUUUAGCCCAAUGUGCCCUUAUUUACCCGCGCAGUUGUGUGGCUCCAGGGGCCGCGCUCUGGCUGCUGGUGACAAGCACACUUGGCGUCAGUGCUCUGGACUGUGCUCGAAACUGCUGUGGUCAGUAUGCUCCGAAGAUCCUUUUGUUUGGGCUUUAGGAUCGUCAGUGCUUUUUCUGUACCACGAGAGCCCUCUAGGGUCCUGUUUAUUUAAAGCUCCGUCUACACUGUUGUUUUUGGUGGUCUCAAUUCUAAUGAUCUCAUUUUGGGGUGUAACGUGCCGGAUCCCACUACCGGCCCACACUGCCCGUUAGCUGCAGAGCUGAUUCGCAGUCCACUGUUUGAUGCUGUUGUCUGUCUGGGGGGUUGAAUGACCGGAUGCUGGAUUUAGAUUCUUCCUGGGGACUGUACAGCUAUGAAUGUAUUCGCUUCCAGAACUUCCCAAAGUGAAUCUAAUCUUAAAACUAUAAGUUGUAAGUAUUCUGAAAUUGGGAAAUAUUUAUUUUAAAUGAAAUCAGGUAGUGUUGCUUUUUACAGCAUAAUAAAUACAUGUAUCAAAAAAAUACCUGUAAAAAUUAAUUUUUUAAAACCACUAAGGUUCUCUUACAUCACUGGGUUAGGAACUCUGCUGAGUAUACAGACUGUAUCUAUUUGCUUCAAAUCAAUUUCUAAUGCCUACUGUGAGCCAGGAACUACGCAAGGUGGCAGCGGGAGUUCUCACAAUGAUUAAGACAACCCUGUAAGGAGUUCAUCCUUGAGGGUGGGAGGAGGGACAGGCACGUUUCCAGCACUCUAGAAGCUAACGCGAUCGUUCUGCAGUUAGGACGCACUCUUAAGUAUCUGUAGAAUUCAGUCAUUAGACAUGUCCUUCACUAGGAGGGCUUCUGACCUCUGCUAGUGAGGGGAGAGGUGGUUUUCACAGAGCCUUGUCCUCUGUCUAGGGAGCUGUAUCCAGUGCAGCCACACUAGGGUCUGAGCAGGACAAGCCGGCAAACGGCAGUACCUUCCUGGUUCUUGGGUCUAUGGGAUGGCAUUCGCUCCCAAGGCCAGAAACCCUGUCUGCUGGGUUAGGGGUAGUGUGUGGUUUACCGUAGAGACAGUAUGAGAAUACACGGCUGCCAUUUUCAACUACCAGAGCUGUCACAAAGUGCUCUGCAGUCGUCAGGUGUGAACCAUCUGCGUCACCGACAUUUUAGGACGGAAAGAGACAUCAGACAUCUCUCAUCUAAUCCCACUCUCACAGAUGAAGCUGAGACCCAGGAGGGGGCUGUGAUACAGAACUCCGAGUCUCCUCUUCUUUCUCUACAUCCUACCACACUGUCCCCGCUAUGGACAGAAAACUCGGACUUUUCAGACAGAAAACUAUGGACUUUGGACAAGCGUUAAGUGCUACAGCGCUCAGCCUUGCCGCGUGUGGCCGCCAGGAGCCACGCGUGCGCACACCCGCGCACAGAGGCGGCGCAGCAGCGCAGGGGAAACAGACGAGUAACACCAAAUAGAGAAAAGUUAAAUCAUGCUUAUCCUUGAUACAACAGGAGCGUAUUACUUUUCUGGGGCUGUUUUUAAGGACUGGGUAAUCUUUCUAAUUUUACUUCCUACCUUUCAUAGUAAAAUGAGUAAAUUCGUGACUCAUAGGCCAGACAGCACAGGGAAGCAGCUGGCGAAUGUGUUAGGUCAGACUUUAAAAGGGGGCUUUUGGGGGAAGGGGUACUUUAUAGUUACAUAAAGAAAGGAUGUGAUUACUAGAAGAUCAGGGAAGGUAUGUGUGUUUUGGGACAGGAAGGAUAGAAAAUUAAGUCAGUUAUUGCAAAGGGGCAAAGACUGGGCAUUUUAUUUCUAUUCUGGAGCCUGGACCCAACUCCAGGCCUCCACGCGCUCCAGCCUUGCCCCUGGCUGCCUCUCCAUGUCUUUUUGUUUGUUUUGUUUUUAAAGAUUUA
Molecule: messenger RNA, 6104 nt
Organism: Enhydra lutris kenyoni (northern sea otter)
Lineage: Eukaryota; Metazoa; Chordata; Mammalia; Carnivora; Mustelidae
Product: glutaminase
Exons: 18
Coding region: 200-2224 (674 amino acids)
Biological process (GO): L-glutamine catabolic process
Molecular function (GO): glutaminase activity; protein binding
Source: RefSeq, a predicted model, not a curated record